AUGCUGUCGGCCCGCGGCGAGCCCGAUGGACCGCAUCCUCGGCCUGGAGCUCGGCGCCGACGACUACCUCGCCAAGCCCUUCGAGCCGCGCGAGCUGCAGGCCCGCAUCAAGGCGCUGCUGCGCCGCCUGGAGCCCAAGCUCGACGGCGACGAGGUGCUGCGCUUCGGCCGCCUGGAGAUCGACCUCGCGGCCCGCGUGGCGCGCCUGGACGGCAAGAUCUGCGACCUGACCAGCCACCAGUUCGACCUGCUCGUCGUGCUGGCGCAAAGCCCGGGCCGCGUGCUCAGCCGCGACCAGAUCAUGGACGCGCUCAAGGGCCACCCGCUGGAAGGCCUUUCGACCGCUCCAUCGACGUGCACAUCUCGCGCAUCCGCGCCGUCAUCGAGGACGACCCCAAGAACCCGCGCCGCGUGCUGACCGUGCGCGGGGCCGGCUACGUCUUCGCGCGCAAGCAAGACGCCGACGCGGACGCCGCUUGA
Ostertagia ostertagi is the source of this 480-nucleotide messenger RNA. The record is from the annotation of a GenBank genome assembly. NCBI's taxonomy places the organism in Eukaryota, Metazoa, Nematoda, Chromadorea, Rhabditida, Trichostrongylidae.